AUGGCCGAAGCUGCUGCUGCGCCCAAUGUGCCCACGUUCAAGCUCGUCCUUGUCGGUGACGGCGGUACUGGCAAGACCACCUUCGUCAAGCGCCAUCUGACGGGCGAGUUCGAGAAGAAGUACAUCGCAACUCUCGGUGUCGAGGUGCACCCGCUCGGCUUCACAACCAACCUCGGCCAGAUCCAGUUCGACGUCUGGGAUACGGCCGGCCAGGAGAAGUUCGGUGGCCUCCGCGAUGGAUACUACAUCAACGGCCAGUGCGGUAUCAUCAUGUUCGACGUGACCUCGCGUAUCACAUACAAGAACGUCCCCAACUGGCACCGCGAUUUGGUCCGCGUCUGCGAGAACAUCCCCAUCGUCCUCUGCGGCAACAAGGUCGACGUCAAGGAGCGCAAGGUGAAGGCCAAGUCCAUCACCUUCCAUCGAAAGAAGAACCUGCAGUACUACGACAUCUCGGCCAAGUCAAACUAUAACUUCGAGAAGCCCUUCCUCUGGCUCGCCCGGAAACUCGUCGGUAACCAGACCCUGGAAUUCGUCGCUGCCCCCGCCUUGGCUCCCCCGGAAGUCCAGGUCGACCAGGCCGUGCUCGAGCAGUACCAGAAGGAGAUGCAGGACGCCGCCCAGAUGCCCCUGCCCGACGAGGAAGACGCCGACUUGUAG
Messenger RNA from Trematosphaeria pertusa, 660 nucleotides. RefSeq names its product ras-domain-containing protein. Gene Ontology annotation, cellular component: cytoplasm; nucleus. The record is from RefSeq and is a predicted model, not a curated record. Gene Ontology annotation, biological process: protein import into nucleus; ribosomal subunit export from nucleus. The transcript is spliced from 5 exons. Bases 1 to 660 code for a protein of 219 amino acids. Gene Ontology annotation, molecular function: GTPase activity; GTP binding. Lineage: Eukaryota; Fungi; Ascomycota; Dothideomycetes; Pleosporales; Trematosphaeriaceae.